Molecule: messenger RNA, 1316 nt
Organism: Zingiber officinale
Lineage: Eukaryota; Viridiplantae; Streptophyta; Magnoliopsida; Zingiberales; Zingiberaceae
Product: MYB-like transcription factor ODO1
Exons: 2
Coding region: 216-995 (259 amino acids)
Source: RefSeq, a predicted model, not a curated record
CCAAAGGAUGAAAGGGAGGAGGAGUUUUGGCUGUCCUUGCACAUCAGCUACCGUCACCAUCACACUCGAUCAAAGAAAACAGAGCUCAGUUCGAUUGCAGUUGCCGGGUUCUUUUCAACCGGGAUGCUUGCGCACAGCAAUAUCAAGGGCGAGGGUAGGUGCUCUAAAUAUAAGGGCGUGGUAGUCCCGUAUCUUUCCCCUGGUUGCCAGAAAAGAUGGGAAGACGCCCAUGCUGUGAUAAGCUGGGAGUGAAGAAGGGGCCUUGGUCGGCAGAGGAGGACAAGAAGCUCAUCAACUUCAUCCUCGCCAAUGGCCAUUGCUGCUGGCGCGCGGUCCCCACGCUCGCGGGGUUGCUCCGGUGCGGCAAGAGCUGCAGGCUCCGGUGGACGAAUUACCUGCGGCCGGACCUCAAGAGAGGCUUGCUCAGUGAGGCGGAGGAGAGGCUCGUCAUCGAUCUCCAUGCUCGCUUGGGCAAUAGGUGGUCAAAGAUUGCUGCAAGUUUACCGGGAAGAACAGAUAACGAGAUCAAGAACCUCUGGAACACGCACAUCAAGAAGAAACUAGUCAAGAUGGGCAUUGAUCCUGUCACUCAUCAGCCCCUCAAACAGCAACCGAGCCCUGUGCCCUCGCAGUCCAUCGUGACGGCCGAGUCCCGCUCCGACGACCAGACACACUCUCACGAGCACGAAGGCCAAGUCCCUUCCUCUGACAACACAAGCCCGGCCGAGGCCAGCUCUGAUUCCGGCAGCACAGACGCAUUGCUAAGCUCCUUAUUGGAAGACAGCACUUCGGUGCCCCAGCUGGAUGACAUAUGGCAGCUCACAACCAGCGAAGACAACUACGGCAGCACCGGCGCCGGCGCCGACCAGAUGCCGUGGGACGACAACGAGGGAAUCUACGAGUGGCUGCUGGACUACCAGGAAUUCAUCGUGGCUGAUGUGGAAUCCGAGAAUUUGGAAGGAGAGAGAUCCACGAAUGGCACGUCGAGUAGGUAGAAAAACUGGACCGGAGUUCUUGGUGCAGUGUAUGUGGACUUAAGUGUAGAUUAAUUACAUAUCAAUAAGUUUGACUGUUGAAGCAAGGCUGAUGAUCUUUGAUCCCCAAGCAAAAGGAAAAAAACAAACAAGCAUACACACAUAUAUGCCCGAAGUUGUAUGAAAUCGUAUCUAGAAACUUUUGUUCAAACAAAUAGGUUGAUGUUCAUACAUAUGAGAGUGCAUGUUGAAUUAUAGCACUUGGUCAUGUUCAGAAACUGUGUGCAGUAGUAUGUGUCCCUCUUUCUCCCUGCCUUGUUUGAGUUCAGAAUCAUCCUCUAC